Messenger RNA from Cryptomeria japonica (Japanese cedar), 2316 nucleotides. RefSeq lists its product as uncharacterized. The transcript has 4 exons. Lineage: Eukaryota; Viridiplantae; Streptophyta; Pinopsida; Cupressales; Cupressaceae. Gene Ontology annotation, biological process: defense response to fungus. The coding region runs from base 17 to 2290 and encodes 757 amino acids. The record is from RefSeq and is a predicted model, not a curated record.
GAACUGUAACAAUCUUAUGGAAUUACCAGAAUCACUUGGGAAGCUCCCACUAUUAGAAGAGUUAUACUUGGAUGGUUGUAACAGACUGAAGCAGUUACCAGUGGGAUUUGGGAAUCUAAAGGCCCUUGCUGUUCUUAAUUUACAUAGCUGUGAGAGUCUAGAGGAGCUUCCAAUGGAUUUUGUGAACCUUUCUUCAUUACAAUAUCUCUGCUUAGACUACUGCAAGAGUUUGCAAGACCUUCCAUACAAUUUUGAUAAACUUACUUCAUUAAAAUAUCUUAAUUUGAGGUAUUGCUUUGAGCUGGCCAGGCUUCCAGAACGGCUAGGAAAUUUGCAAAGCUUAACGGAGAUAUAUUUUAGUUCAUGUACUAAGCUGAGUAGUCUUCCACAAAGCCUGGGAGGGUUGCCUUCUCUGUUGAUGUCCAAUAUGUCUUUUGAGAGAUGCUCAGCUUUGACAGAACUACCAGAAGAAACCUCGUGGCUUUUAGGGAUGACAAGCAUUUCGUUUGAAGAUUGUUCCAGAUUAAAAAGGAUCCCCACACAGUUCAGUAAGCUCACCUGUUUAAAGGGAUUAUUUUUAGGAGGAUGUGAAAGCAUUGAAGAACUGUUCAGUGAUUUUCUUGGUCUGGAUGUGUUGAGAACAUUAGGCAUGAGUCGAUGCAGGAGCUUGUCUAGUCUACCUCAAGGCUUUGGCAAGCUAAAAAGUUUGCAGAUUUUAAAUUUAUCCGAAUGUGAUAAAUUAAAGGAAUUGUGUGGCGACUUCCAUUGCCUUGGAGCAUUAAAAGAGUUGUGUUUGUCAGGCUGCCGCAGUUUAACCAAACUUCCCAAUUAUUUUGGUCAGCUUCGUUGCUUGGAGAAGGCAGAUUUAUCAGGAUGCUCUAAUUUAGCUAAGCUUUCUGAUGAUUUCCAUACUCUACCAUCAUUAAUAAGAUUAAACCUCUCAAACUGUAAGAGAUUGGCUAAGGAAUGGAUGGAUUGUGUGGGAGCCACUCAGAGUCUGUGCUAUGUAGACAUUUCAGGAAGUGAGGGGAUGACUCAGCGGUGGAUGGAAAUGCAAAGGGAAAAGGAAGACUGGCAUUUGGUGGUGGUAACUCAAUCCUCCUCCAAGGGUAUCGAAGGAACACUGUGGACUUUUCUUUUAGAAAAGAUUAUAUGGAAGAUAUUUUGUAAGGGCGGGCUUCUGACAGAUGCUCUUCAACGCCUCUUCUUUUCAUCCUCCCUCCCAUCCCAUGCUCGUCUUAUAUUGAUCACUCAAGGCUCUCCAAUAAUCCCAGAGAAGUGGAGAUCAGUACAAAGCAACCUGGAGCGCCUGGAAUAUAAUACAAAAGCAGCAGCAAUCAUAUAUAUUGGUGGAGAAUUUAAUGCAUUACCAUCAGAGUUGGCUGACAGAAUUGUGGCUCAUUCACCUUUUGACUCAUUUAUGGUUUAUUUUGGUGAUGUGCUUCCGGAAUCCUUCUACUACUCUCCUGGUGUGUUUGGCAGCACUAUUGUUGGUGUAGAAAGAACUACUAUAAAAUAUUUGUCAACCUGGGAAGACAUUUCCUAUAUUAAUAAUGAAGUAGAAUUUCUCACAAGAAAUCCACGUGAAAGCAAUGUUGAAUUGCUGAGAAAACUAUGCUUGGCUGAACACAACGAUUUUCUUCUUCACAAUGAUGAAACGCUGAAUGUGAAGGAUCUAGAGCGAAAAGUGGUAUUACUUCUCAGACACUACUCUUCCCAUGAACAAUAUUUAGCAUUGAAAGAUGUAUAUCAGAAGCUCCAAUGGAGUUCUGACUAUCAAGCUGAAGUAAUUUGGUUUCCCCCAACUGGGCCAGAUGGUGAUCCCGAAGAGUGUGAAAGAGCUGUUACAAGUGCUCCGUGGCCAAUGGUCCCCAAACCAUGGUUAAUAAAUGAACAUCAUUGGAUGACAGAUUGUGUUGGGUAUGGAAAUGGUCUGGUGGUUGUUGAUGAGAAGGGAAGCAUAUCGCACAAGGAUGCAAUGUCGAUGAUAGUGAGGUGGGGGAUAAAAGCAUAUCCAUUUUCUGAACGUCGGGAAGAGGAACUGAGAAAGGCAGAAUGGAAGGACUACUUCAAGCUCAACUCUCAAUCUGGAAUGGAUUUUAUUUUUCAGCAUUGUGAGUUCUUUCAAUUAAGGGCAAAAGAGGCGAUUAAUCAUGGACAAAUUAUAUUUCUAUGCGUGGGUAAAAUUGACAAGAUGUUGGAACUCUUGCCAAAGUUAAAUGAUACAUUAACAAAGCUAGAAAAUGUCAUCCAAGUCUUCUACGUUGGGGAUGAGUAUCUUUCUGUAUAAGAGAAAGAAUAUGAAAUGAAAAGUGU